CAGCGGGUUCGCAACGCGACGGCUCUUUCGCCAUCUUGUUGACACCCCGUUGACACCGAGUCUUCAAUUACCCGACGUUCAGACGUUCAUACUACACCAUCUGCGCUAAAUAUUAGUUGCUCACGUCUGCAGCAGAACCUCUUGCUGAGCUACAACGUCUCUACUGAACGACAGCAACACCUUCGGAAAUGACAACAAAUAAGACGGAAGACGAAGUCCGCCAAGACAAAGGAGUCUCACUCAUGGGCACCUAUCUGCUGCAAGGCUGGGUCAUGACAGACAGCCCAUGCCCGUCCUCCGGAUGCAACCUACCCUUGAUGCGAACGCGAGAUCGCACUCGCAGUCUCUGCGUGCUGUGCAAUGAUCCCAAACACCCAUAUCCGCCCGCCAGCUCCGUGGGUGUCGCGCCAACGGCACCGGUGGUUGUUGGGCAGUCGGAUGGUGGUCUCUCCCACCCAGCUCAAUAUCGGUUGACCGCGGAGGAGACGAGGGAAUUGGAGCCUCUUCUAGCUGAGAAGGACGCCGAAAGGGCACCACCGACGACCGCUCGCAGGGAGAGAUCUGACCGUGCAAGCAAGUUGCUCGGUCAGAAGCUGCUGGCAGGCUGGACCCUGCUCGACGUGGUGUGCGAAGAUUGUGACGGCGGGGUCCCAUUGAUGAGGAACCAUCAGAAAAAGAACGUCUGCGUAGUUUGCGGUGCUGGCUCGGAAAUCCCCGCCAUCACCAAGCCCGCUGCGAGCGUAUCAACUUUGCCGCCUCCCAAGAUCUCUCGUUUGGACGAUGCAACUCCACAGGAUGUCACAGAAAGCAAGGGACGAAAGACGGAAACGGAAACGGCCCCAUCUGCACGAUGCGACGACGAGCACAUCUCUAUCCAGUUAUCCAAGACAUUGUGGACAAUACGGAAACGUAUGGAGGAUUUCAGACAGUCGAUAGAAAGCAGCGAGGACGUGGAUGUUGGAGGCAUUAGAGUCUUGUGCGAAGGCGUUGAGAGUUGUGCGAAAGCGAUCAAUGCGUUGGAGGGUGCUAGGAAGGCUACUAACUGAGAGUAGCAAAAGUCAUAUACUUUGUAUACUUUGCAUGGUCAUGUACUGUGUACAUUAAUAUCAUUGCAUCGCUGGAUGGAUGUUUCGUCAC
Fimicolochytrium jonesii is the source of this 1137-nucleotide messenger RNA. RefSeq lists its product as uncharacterized. The record is from RefSeq and is a predicted model, not a curated record. NCBI's taxonomy places the organism in Eukaryota, Fungi, Chytridiomycota, Chytridiomycetes, Spizellomycetales, Powellomycetaceae. The transcript is spliced from 2 exons. Bases 189 to 1046 code for a protein of 285 amino acids.